GGCCGUGAGGGAUCGGCCGUGAGGGGACAGCCGUGAGGGGACAGCCGUGAGGGAUCGGCCGUCAGGGGUUUGGGGUUUGGGAGGAGGCCGUGAGGGGCGCUGCCCUCGCCCCUCGGCCGCCGCUCCGCCCCGAGUGAGAAGAGUCCCCGUUUUGCGUCUCUUGAACCGAGGAGCUCCUGUGGACAGGCACUGUGGAUUGAUGGUGACUCACAAAGUGCCAGACCUACCCACAUGUCUCGAAGAAAAACAUUCAUUAGGCGAAUCCAGCACGUCCUGUAAAGAAGUACUCAACACUAAUGACAUGAGUAUGUCUGAAGUUUCUAAAGUCAUGACUAAAGCUGACAUCAAACCAAAAUCUAUGCAUCGUGCCAGAAAAUGGUCAGAUGAUGUGGAGAACUUAUACAGAUUUCAGCAAGCUGGAUACAGAGACGAGGUGGAAUAUAAACAAGUAAAACAAGUUGAUGAGGUAGAGUGCUGGCCAGAGACUGGAUUUGUUAAGAAACUUCAGAGAAGGGACAACACAUUCUAUUAUUACAAUAGGCAAAGAGAAUGUGAAGACAAAGAUGUCCCUAAAGUGAAAGUUUAUGUGUAUUAGUGUUGGUACUGUUCAGGUUGGUUUGUUUUUAUAGAUCGUUUCUUAAGAGCUGUCAGUAAACGAAUUGUGUAAUCUGGCUUACCUUAGGUAUCCAUGUCAUGGUUAGAUAGAAAGGGGAGUGCUGGAAAUAUAGAGAAGCCUGAAUUAUAGACACAGAAACUUCAUUUUCUCCUUCCUAUAAGCAAAAGUCUUAGUAUUCUUCCUUUUCCUGGUUACAAAUGCUUCGACAUAAAGCUAAAAAGCUGCUAAAUGGGCAUCAUGUAUUUCAGUUACCUGUAUAACAUCUAUGGUCAGUACAGAUAUCAAUCUUUAUUGCAAACAAUAUAAUCUUGUUGACACUGGUUAAUGUCAGCCACAGUCUCUUGUUGUAGCUAAGGGUUAUGAGACUCCAAAGGGCCAAAGUGAGGCCAGAGCACUGACUAACAUUGCCUUGCAGCAGAGCAAGAAAAACAAGCAAAGAAUUUAAGAGAAGGAUGCUGAAGAAUCGAGUAACAAUGGCCAGUGCGGAGCUGCAGAUAUAAAGACUGGUUAUUGUGAUAGAAAGUCACAACAGAAAUGUCCUUCUGUCUAUCCCCAAAGCAUUUUUGUCAGGUGCCAGUAUUAAUUACUCAAAAAGGAAGUACUAAUUGACUUAGAACCAUAUGCCUUCUCGUGGGGAUGGAUUGUGGAUUCACAGGUGUUGGGAACAUGGAGUAUAAAACUCCAGGGAGAACAUGAAAUCCACUCUGGAUAAUCUUUAGGGGAAAGUGAGGGACACAGAUGAUAUGUGGGAUUUCUGGGCAGAAGUCAUCUCAUCUAACUUCAAAUGUCACCUUAUCAACAACCACACCUGAUCCUGCUGUUUGGACAACUUUUGUUCUGAACAGAGAGAAGCUCUUGUGGGCACAAUUGAUUUAUUUUAAGUGCAGCUAUGUAACAUUUUCUUUGAAUGUGCUGCUGUGACAUCAGCUCGGCAGCAGCUGCUGAUACCUGGGCUACUCUGAGACACUCAGUGAAGAUGAGGGACUGUACUUACCUUCACUCAUGAGAGGAUUUAAUUAAAAUACUUUGAGAUGCCAAAACUCUUGUUAAUUGACCAGUAGAACAGAUUGUUGUUAUGUAAACCAGCAGGUGUGUUUGUGGUGGCUACAAAAAUUUGUCAUUACUAUUUCCUAUCUCUAGUCUGUUGACCAAGAGUAUCUAAACUAAGCUUUAGGCAUGAAUUAGCAAUAUGCAUUUGACCACCUAUCUUAUGGAUAUUCUUCAUUUAUUUGAGCCUAAGAUGGAGGCAAACUCAAGAUGAGAAAUAGAAGACUUACAGCUCCUAGUUAAAAUAAGUAGUAUGAGUAAUAACAAUAUUUAAAAGACCUCAUUGACAGUGAUUGGUGAUGAUCUCAUCUUAUUUAGACUACUUGGAAACUUUUAGCUUAAAUUUGUAUGAACUCUGUUAGAGAAAUGACUGAAAGAUACUCUGAAGCAACUAUGAAACUUAUAUUCUCAGAAAGUUUUAAUGGCAUAUAAAAAGAGAGUUACUGCAAUGGAGAGAAAUAAAGCAUUGCUACAAUGAAUGUCACUUCAGCCUUUCAUUAUGAUUUCUUUUA
Prinia subflava (tawny-flanked prinia) is the source of this 2175-nucleotide messenger RNA. It is a transcript of the gene MEIG1, whose product is annotated as meiosis/spermiogenesis associated 1. The record is from RefSeq and is a predicted model, not a curated record. NCBI's taxonomy places the organism in Eukaryota, Metazoa, Chordata, Aves, Passeriformes, Cisticolidae. The transcript is spliced from 4 exons. The coding region runs from base 200 to 595 and encodes 131 amino acids. Gene Ontology annotation, cellular component: nucleus.